AUGAUCACUGACACCCUUCAUUCCCUUCCGCGCGACGACCGUAGUGCGUUCAACCGGCCGACUCCUCUAGCCUACUUUCAGGUCGGCCGUCGUGAGUUACGUCACUUAUCGAUGCUGAGCCCCGAGCACUGUACCUGUGACUUGCACGUGAACUAUUUUAUAGGAAGGCUGACUAGCAAAGUACCCACCGUACUCUUUCUCCCCUCAUCCAAUUUGUGCCGAUGACAAGAAAGUGUCAAGACGACCGGAGGUGUGCUCGGGUACAGUGACUGAAAAAGCUAAACGGUCCGUAUAUGUCUGUCGCACAUGACCUCCUCCCUGCAGAAUGUACCAGAUAUUCACAGAGGGCGUCUCAAAUCUCACGUGCGUAAGAGUGACAAGGAGCCACUGGGCCUGACUCUCAGUCCGCCGUUAAAUCACUCUACAUACACACGAAGUAAUGCCCACGCAGACCUAGCUAUAGCGUCCGUUGGCAACCUUACAAGCCACGAAUUUAAUGCGCACUGCUGUGCGCGAGUAAGGGUGGGCUGUCUUGUUAUUCCCCUUUUCCAUGCAACCAGACUGCUCAAGAGGUGCUUGAAUAGACUUAUUCAAUUCUGUCAGUUGAUCAACCACCAUUGCUUCAGUAGGUGAGACUUGGAUUUAACUCCUGUAUACAUUCAACGUGAGUGGACCGUCCAGACAGCCGUAACACGAAGUUGUAUUUCGCGGCUUAAGACAACCAGAACUUCCUGCUUUCAGUGAAUAAUAAGACCUCGUCUCAGGCAACAGCACACGCUGUUAACUGUGUGCCUCGGUCUGCUGCAUUCGGAUCCACACAGCUGCACGACUCAGGCGAUGGCUAUGGCCGUAGUCAUGGUGGUGGUGGCGUUGUUAGUGCCGUCAUUUUCUUCAAUACAAGGUCGGGCACAGGUUUCGUUGUCCUCACCCCUUCCACCAAGGAGGUGGGUCAGGGCCCCAGGUUGGGAGGUCACGUGUUUCCUGCCCCUCGCGUCUCCACAAACAGCUCGCUCCGAUUGUGUUGUCGCACCGUCGGAACAGCAAUCGGCCCCCGGGGGAGACAGAACAGGACAGCUGACAACUUCGAUCGCCUCCCGGGACAGGCAGAUGGGUGGGCUUAAUGAUGCAAAAGAUAGGAUAGAUGAUAAGCUCAGUGUGAGGGCGCAGCUAGUUAUAAUUCCAUCAAGUAUACUGCAAACAACGCACAUGCGGUCGGUCCGACCAACUGAAUAGUGGCGCCUACGUGCGGCGAGGGGGGCCAUCACCGUCGUCCGUGAAAAACGGGUCAGAGAGAGAGAGGGGGGAGAAAUAUCGGGAGAAGUGAUCGAAUUGGGCAGGUGUACAGGCCUUUGCAGGGGUGGUCAGCUGGAAGAACCGAUCUGUGCUUUUCCUGCCGGCCCGUUACCCAUUACGUUACUGUGAUCUUCAGCUAGGCCUCGUGCGAGAUUGCAAACCCACCACUUUGGCUCCCUCGGGGGAAGGGGUGGAGGGGGUGGGACGCAUGCGUGUUUAUAAGAAUUUUCCCUCGUUUUUGUUAAGCAGGGCGAAAUGUCAUCCUCCAGUUGAAUAAGUAGGGUUGACACCAAAAGAUGGCGGUGAAGUUGCAUUAUACACCUACUACUACUACUACUACUACUACUACUACUACUACUACUACUACUACUACUACUACUACUACUACUACUACUACUACUACUACUACUACUACUACUACUACUACUACUACUACUACUACUACUACUACUACUACUACUACUACUACUACUACUACUGCUACUACUACUACUACUACUACUACUACUACUACUACUACUACUACUACUACUACUACUACUACUACUACUAA
This is a messenger RNA of Spirometra erinaceieuropaei, 1846 nucleotides long. The record is from the annotation of a GenBank genome assembly. Lineage: Eukaryota; Metazoa; Platyhelminthes; Cestoda; Diphyllobothriidea; Diphyllobothriidae.